Molecule: messenger RNA, 1947 nt
Organism: Fulvia fulva
Lineage: Eukaryota; Fungi; Ascomycota; Dothideomycetes; Mycosphaerellales; Mycosphaerellaceae
Product: Alpha-actinin-like protein 1
Exons: 3
Coding region: 1-1947 (648 amino acids)
Biological process (GO): actin filament bundle assembly; actin cytoskeleton organization
Cellular component (GO): actomyosin contractile ring; plasma membrane; cell junction
Molecular function (GO): calcium ion binding; actin lateral binding
Source: RefSeq, a predicted model, not a curated record
AUGGCGGUGCUUGAGCAGUCUUGGGUCAAGGUCCAGGAGAAGACGUUUGGGAAAUGGCUCAACAACAAACUCAAAGCGCGAAAUGUACACAUCGAUAACCUUGUCACCGACCUCUCCGACGGCAUCGCCCUCAUCCACCUCCUCGAGAUUCUCUCACAGGACUCGUUAGGCCGAUAUGCUGCACGACCGAAACUGCGGGUACAGCGAUUCGAGAAUGUCAAUAUCGCGCUGGACUUUAUAAAAGCACGGAAGAUCCAAUUAACGAACAUCGGCGCUGAGGAUGUGGUGGAUGGAAACCGGAAGAUUAUACUCGGUCUGAUAUGGACGCUCAUCUUGCGCUUCACGAUCAGCGACAUCAACGACCAGGGCCUGAGUGCAAGAGAAGGUCUGCUGCUGUGGUGUCAGAGGAAGACGGCGUGUUAUGAUGAGGUGGAGGUGAGGGACUUCUCGAAUAGCUGGAAUGAUGGACUGGCUUUCUGUGCGUUGUUGGACAUUCACAGGCCGGACCUGAUCGAUUAUGAUCAGCUGGACAAGUCCGACCACAAGGGCAACAUGCAGCUGGCCUUCGACAUUGCGAGCAAGGAGAUUGGGAUCCCGGACCUGCUUGACGUCGAGGAUGUGUGUGAUGUUGCGAAGCCGGAUGAGAGGUCGCUUAUGACAUACAUCGCCUACUGGUUCCAUGCUUUCUCGCAGAUGGAGAAGGUGGAGAACGCUGGGAGACGAGUCGAGAAGUUUGUCUCCAAUAUGCAGGGCGCGUGGGAGAUGCAGAACGACUACGAGCGAAGGAUCCGAGCGUUGAAGGCAUCGAUCGCAAAGCAGCGUGAGGACUGGACAGCAGCCGUGUUUGACGACACAUAUGCAGAUGCGAAAGAGCAGAGUCGACACUUCACGGCGUACAAGCGGAGAGAAAAGCGCGACUGGGUUGCUGAGAAGAGCGAUCUUGCUGGCCUGCUUGGGAACAUCAAGACGAAGCUCAACACGUACCGGUUGCGACCAUAUCAGCCACCAGCGGAGCUAAGUCUGGAAGCUCUCGACGAGUCCUGGAUGGGCCUCAUGGAGGCAGAGCGAACUCGAAGUCAAGUCAUCAACAUGAAGAUCCGUGACAUCAAGAACAAUCUACGGCGAUCAUUCGCCGACAAAGCUAACGACUUUGCGCUGGCACUCCAGACCAUUAGCGUCAGCAUCUCAGGUCUAGAAGGAGAUGUGGAAGACCAGCUCGAACAUACAACGCGCAUAUCACAAAACCUCCCGCCCCUCGACCAAUACCUCGACAUCAUCUCGGACCUCGAUCAGCGUUGUACCGAGGCCAACAUCGAAGAGAACGACUUCACCACGUACACGUACGACGAACUCGCCUACGAACUCAGCCUCGUCCGCUCCAGCGUACAAAAGAAACUCGCCUUUCUAGAGAAUCAGAUGGUUGCUCGUAACAUGACCAACCUCACCCCGAUCCAACUAGAAGAAUUCGAGUCCGUCUUCCGUCACUUCGACCGCGACCUCUCCAACUCCCUACAAGAACUCGAAUUCUCCGCCGCCCUCGCCUCCCUAGGCCUCGUCUACGACGAACAAGAAAUGCACGAACGCUUCAUCGAAGUCGCCGGUCGCGGCGGAAACGUUAGCUUCGAGCAAUUCAUCAGGUUCAUGGUCGAUGUGACCGAGGAUCAGAAUACUGCAGAACAGGUCUUUGAGAGUUUCAGAGAGGUUGCCGAUGGGAAGCCGUAUGUGACGGAGUUGGAUCUGACGCAUUCCCUGAUUCCGGAGGAGAUUGUGGAGCAGCUUGUGCAGACUAUGCCGGCGCAUAAGGGCCCGGAUUUGCAGGAGGAUCGCGAUUUGCCGAAGUUUGAUUAUGUUCGUUUUAUGGAGCGGUAUUUGCAUGGGGAGAAGGGGAAGGAGGGGCAGCAGCGGCAGCAGGGGCAGCAGCAGCAGCCGAACGGGAAGCAUGAGUAG